AUGACGACCGCUCAUAGACCCACGUGGUAUACAGCUCUGGGCGGAGAACAUCAGGGCGGCAACCGCCUUGCACAAGCCACCACCAAGGCUAAUAAUACCUUAGAUCAUCCCAUCGGGGUGCGGUCAGCACGGGAUCAGCCUGGGGAGUUGCGGCUGAAGGUGAGGACUGGCGAUCAGUUGGCGAAGACGAAAGACAGAAAGCAGUUAGCAGCAGAAAUUCAGAAGAAGGAAGCAGCACAAAAAAAUAAAAAGAAGUCUCUCGCAACUCUCGCUGCGUUGCCGGAGGUAGAGAACCCAUUUCCCGAGGACGCAGACGACGUAGACGCUCCAGCAGCAGCAGCAAAUGUGCAGCAAGAAGGAGUCAGCGAUUCGGACAGCAGUGAUGAUGAAGAAGCAGAGCUGCUGAGAGAGCUCGUGAACAAGAGCGAAAAAGAAGAGAAGAGCAGCAAGAGAAGAUGCUGCGGGCGAACCCGUUGCUGCUUGACGGUGGAGGAGACAGCAGCAAACCAGCAGCAGCAGCAGCAGCAGCAGCAGCAGCAGAAGGUGCAGGCGGUGUUGCUCCUUUGA
Molecule: messenger RNA, 567 nt
Organism: Eimeria acervulina
Lineage: Eukaryota; Apicomplexa; Conoidasida; Eucoccidiorida; Eimeriidae
Exons: 6
Coding region: 1-567 (188 amino acids)
Biological process (GO): mRNA splicing, via spliceosome
Cellular component (GO): spliceosomal complex
Source: RefSeq, a predicted model, not a curated record